UUUGUUGCAGGUGCCUGGUAAUCGUUGAAGAAGAAACCCUCACCUUGAUAGUAUCGCUGCUCUUUGUUUUAAAGCUUUUACGUAUCGGCUUCCUAAACUGAAAGACACCUUUCAAUGUCUAUAUUAUCACACUGCAGUCUCCCUUAUUCUACAAUCAAAUCCUUUUGUUUUUGUCUGCCUUUCUCAUAAAGUAGAGUUGGUGUUUGUGGGCUGAGUGAAGUGCAGGAUAGUGUCAGUCUGUAGGCAUUCUCAGAUGCCCGAGGUUAGCUUGAAGCAGGUUUCUGAUUUAUAGUUUGAUUAUAAUGUACCAGUUUGUCAACCAGUUUCCUGGGUGUGUGGGUGUGUGUGUGUGUGUGUGUUAGAACCACAUGAAAGCUUAGAAUGUCAGUGGUGUUCUACCUCAGUGCUACUCGUGCACACUCUUGAGGAGGGAGCAUGAGGGAUGUCUCUUUGUACUGUUUUUAAAACACAAGGAAUAAUACUAAAUGGAAUAUUCAAAGAGGGGAUCCAGGUCUAAUUUGUGAAGCAAGGUUAAACCUCUGGCCAAUGAAUGCUGCUUAAAUUAAACUGACCAUGAAUCUGGCUUCGGCUGCCAAUCCUAAUAGUAAAGUCAGAGUUGAGGGAGAGAGGAGAGGCCUCGUAGCAUGAAAACAAGAAGGACGCGCCAAAAUAUCAUCCAUGCAAUGGCAGCUCCAUCACUUCCUGAUUCUAUUUCCAGAACUAUAGGAGAAUACACAACACUACGCUGUGGGUAGGCCACAGAAUUGAAAAAUAAUGACCUUUCUGUGUUUUGUGUGUGUCUGGGGAAAAAAAGCUGUUUUUCUCUUCCAAAAGUUCAUCAUAAAUGAGAGGGCAGGUUGACUGUCUAAUGGUGUUAGUGUAGCUGAAUAUUCAUUGUCAAGAAAAGCUGAUUUUUCUCUUCACUGUUGCACAAGUGUCAGCUAGGCAGGAAGGGUGUGAGUGUCGAGUGGUUUCCUAUCUGUUGAUCAGAAACAGAAGUAGGCGAGAGAGGGCUGUGAAAGGCGUUUUCUCACUAGGUUUUUGUGGUAGACAAGAGAAGCCUACACCAAUCUUGAUGUGAAUGACAAAUGCCAAUGUACCAGGCAUUUUCGUGAGAGGGUGAACUGCUUCACAUUGCAAUUUUGAACAGAAAAAAAAAAUCAAAGAAAGGUAUUUUAACUUCGAAUUCCCACAUAGAAAUGGAUGGGUGAGAAAGGUGUAUUUGAUGUAAACCUUUAUCAGAAAAUAACAUUGUAAGUUGAGCGUGAUGUGCUACGUGCACUGGUAUAAAUGACAUGCACAUUAUACAAUGUAGUGAAGCUUCUCGUUCCAAUGUUUAAUGUAAUAUAGAACAUGUUUCUGACCUAGGCAUGUGAACCUAUAUACGUAUGAUCUUGUCCAUGUGACUUUGGUUUCCGUUGCUUGCCUGCUUCCGCAAAUACUAAAUGCACGGCUCUGCAUGUGUAGAGAACACACGCCACUCGACCGACCAGCGCUGCAUCGCACACAACCGGAGAUAUGGUCAACAGCUCGACCGACAGUGGCUUGAAGGACCCACAUCUAACCACCAGACCAGGAUGUUUAGAUGUUCAUCCACGGCCUCCUCCCCUACCCUGCUCUGUCUAACCCUCUGGCCCCUGUGGAGCCUCCUGAUGUCUGCCUUCUGCCACCCUCACCACAGCCCCUGCAGACUGACCCAAAAGACUGCUCUCUGUAGCAACAGUGAGCUCUCAUCUGUACCUGGGGGCCUACCUGACAGCAUAGAGGACCUCCACCUGAACCACAACCACAUUCAGAUGCUACAGGAUGACUCCCUCUCCCGCUACGUCUCCCUUCGUACCCUAAGCUGUGCAGACAACCUCUUGGAGACGGUGGGGUCCAAGCUCUUUCACAACUCACCUCAUCUAGAGAGCCUCAAUCUAGCUGCCAAUAACCUUCACGUUGGAUACCAGCAAACUAGCCUGGCGCUGCUCACCUUGUCUAGACUCAGAGUUCUGGAUCUGUCAAAAAAUCAGCUUACAGAGGACAUGGUCUCCGUCCUCCUCCAGAACAUGACGUCCCUGGAGUACCUCAACCUUUCCAGGAACCUCCUGCUGAGGCUGGACGAAAGCUCCUUCAGCGACCUCCACCAGCUCAGAGAGCUGGACCUGCAGAGGAACAUGCUGUUUGAGAUCGACGGGUCCUUCGAUCACCUGCACAAGCUCCAGAGACUCAACCUGGCCUUCAACUACCUGCCCUGCCUGGUGCACUUCCACAUGACCCAGCUGGUGGUCCUCAACGCCAGUCACAAUGCCAUUGAGUGGUUCAUAGCCAACCAGGACCUCCAGGAAGUCUUCCAGCUGGAGACCCUGGAUCUCACAGACAACAACCUCCUCUUCUUUCCCUUUCUGCCCACCCACAGCCGCCUGAGGAACCUCCAUCUGUCCCAGAACAGGGUGAGCUUCUACGAACACCUGGCGGACACAGCUGCCUACCCCAACUGGAAGACCAGCGUCCAGUUCUACAACCUGAGGGGAAACAUGAGCAACGUCACGGCCAAGUUGUGGGACGAGAGCCUGCACGGGGACAUCUCCUCUCUAGACCUGCUGGAUCUGAGUGGAAAUCAGGUGCACUACUUCCCCCAAGGAUUCAUCAGCAAAAUGCCAAGCCUGACCAGACUCAGGAUGUGGACAAACUGUCUUGAGGUCUUGAAUCUAACUCUGGAAAAGCUGCCAGGGACGUUGUACGAGUUGGACGUGAGCAACAAUAGGUUGACAGAGCUCCAUGCCGACCAAGUUAGUUUGAGGAAGCUAGGCAACCUAAGCUUUCUGAACCUGAGCCAGAAUGACCUGCAGACUCUACCUGCUCAGCUGUUGUCCUCUCUCACCAGCAUCCGCUCUGUGGAUAUUAGCUACAACAGAGUUGGCGUGUGCCCCCUUGAAGCAGGGGGUGGGGGCAUGGGUGGGGGUAACCAAUCAGACUGUGUCGUUUGUAGAAACAUCAUUUCUCUGAGAUAUCUCUACCUAUCGGGGUGCAACCUGGGGAGGCUGCCAUCAUCAGCGUUCGUAGGGACGCCCCUAACACACCUGGAGCUGUCUAACAACCCAGAACUAAUCAUCGGGCCCAGAUCGAUCGCAGGCCUCAGCAGAACUUUACAACAUCUAGGAUUGGGAAACACAGGCCUGAGACACUUUGACUUCUCUCCUUUCCACCACUUGAAGUCUUUGAACAUUUCCAGAAACUCUCUUACUCAGCUCCCUGUUUCACUGCAACGCCUGGAGCUGAAGCUGCUGGACCUGAGGGACAACAAACUGACCACCGUCCCCUCAGCUCAGGCUAACGUGUUAGCCACGAAACUCCACGCCGUUUUUCUCAAAGGAAACACUUUCAACUGCUGCCAGUUGGACUGGUACAGGACGUUCGAGAAAACGGUCACUAUCAUGGACCUCUCAGAUAUUUCAUGUCAGGAUCUGACCAAAAGAACACACAGAGUAGUGCUUUUAGACUCCGUAAUAUGUGGCGGUAGUGAGGGGGAGUCUGUGUACUGGUACAUCCUGCUGUUUAUCGUACCUGUUCUCUGUCUGGUUGGAAUGUCUGUUAUCUUCUUGCUCACCUUUAGGCCCAGACUGCUUCCCACAGCAGUUAGAAAUAAAUGCUGGAGUCACCUUCCCUGUGUUGUCGAAGAAAAGUCCCAAAAAGAAGACACUGGUCGUGUCCAAAUACCCAUACUAGAGAUCUAAGUAGAAGGCAUUUUAGGUAUGCGAAAAUAGAACGUUUUAUAGUAAGUGCAAUUACAACCAAAAAUAUUAUGCUUUAAAUGCCAGAAUGUUAUGUUACUUUUGAGAAAGAUAAUCCUCUUUCCAGACUCGCAUGUGUUUGACAACAGCUGAUAAUGAGAUAAUUAUUUUAUUUAAUCAGUUAAGAACAAAUUCUUAUUUACAAUGAUGGCCUACCCUUGCCAAUUGUGCACCGUCCUAUGAGACUCCCAAUCACAGCCAGAUGUGAUGCAGCCUGGAUUUGAACCAGGUACUGUAGUGACACCUCUUGCACUAAGAUGCAGUGCCUUAGACCGCUGCGCCACUCGGGAGCCCAAGGGGAUGUGUUGUACCAAAAUCAAAUCAAAUCGAUUUAUACAGCCCUUCUUACAUCAGCUGAUAUCUCAAAGUGAUGUACAGAAACCGAGCCUAAAACCUCAAACGGCAAGCAAUGCAGGUGUAGAAGCAUUAGGGCUGGUUGUGGUAGGGCUGGUUGUGGUAGGGCUGGUUGUGGUAGGGCUGGUUGUGGUAGGGCUGGUUGUAUUAGGGCUGGUUGUAGUAGGGCUGGUUGUAGUAGGGCUGGUUGUGGUAGGGCUGGUUGUGGUAGGGCUGGUUGUAUUAGGGCUGGUUGUAUUAGGGCUGGUUGUGGUAGGGCUGGUUGUGGUAGGGCUGGUUGUGGUAGGGCUGGUUGUAGUAGGGCUGGUUGUAGUAGGGCUGGUUGUAGUAGGGCUGGUUGUAGUAGGGCUGGUUGUGGUAGGGCUGGUUGUGGUAGGGCUGGUUGUAUUAGGGCUGGUUGUGGUAGGGCUGGUUGUAUUAGGGCUAGUUGUAGUAGGGCUGGUUGUAGUAAGGCUGGUUGUAGUAGGGCUGGUUGUGGUAGGGCUGGUUGUAUUAGGGCUGGUUGUGGUAGGGCUGGUUGUGGUAGGGCUGGUUGUGGUAGGGCUGGUUGUAGUAGGGCUGGUUGUGGUAGGGCUGGUUGUAGUAGGGCUGGUUGUAGUAGGGCUGGUUGUGGUAGGGCUGGUUGUGGUAGGGCUGGUUGUAUAUUAGGCAAUGCAGGUGUAGAAGCAUUAGGGCUGGUUGUGGUAGGGCUGGUUGUAGUAGGGCUGGUUGUAGUAGGGCUGGUUGUAGUAGGGCUGGUUGUAUAUUAGGCAAUGCAGGUGUAGAAGCAUUAGGGCUAGUUGUAUAUUAGGCAAUGCAGGUGUAGAAGCAUUAGGGCUGGUUGUAUAUUAGGCAAUGCAGGUGUAGAAGCAUUAGGGCUAGUUGUAUAUUAGGCAAUGCAGGUGUAGAAGCAUUAGGGCUGGUUGUAUAUUAGGCAAUGCAGGUGUAGAAGCAUUAGGGCUAGUUGUAUAUUAGGCAAUGCAGGUGUAGAAGCAUUAGGGCUGGUUGUGGUAGGGCUGGUUGUGGUAGGGCUGGUUGUGGUAGGGCUGGUUGUAUAUUAGGCAAUGCAGGUGUAGAAGCAUUAGGGCUGGUUGUAUAUUAGGCAAUGCAUGGUAGGGCUGGUUGUGGUAGGGCUGGUUGUGGUAGGGCUGGUUGUGGUAGGGCUGGUUGUAGUAGGGCUGGUUGUAGUAAGGCUGGUUGUAGUAAGGCUGGUUGUAUUAGGGCUGGUUGUAGUAGGGCUGGUUGUAGUAGGGCUGGUUGUGGUUGGGCUGGUUGUAGUAGGGCUGGUUGUGGUAGGGCUGGUUGUGGUAGGGCUGGUUGUAUUAGGCAAUGCAUGUGUAGGGCUGGUUGUAUUAGGCAAUGCAUGUGUAGGGCUGGUUGUAGUAGGGCUGGUUAUAGUAGGGCUAGUUGUAGCAGGGCUGGUUGUAUUAGGCAAUGCAUGUGUAGCCCAAAUUGAAGCCUUAAAAUGAAUGAAUGGCUUCUAAUAUGAUUCAAUUCAAUAAUAUGAUUCAGUUGAAUGAUUCAAUUGCACAUUAGAUUAAUCAUUCUCAGGAUGGAUGAGCCUAGUAUGUUGCUUACUGCAUUCGUUUGUACUAAACAGUACGUGUGAAGUACGAUUAGUACACAGAAUGUAGUUUUAUUAAGUAGUAAGUAGUAGGCAAGACAGAUUUCGGACACAGCCAUUGUCACAAAUUACAAUUAUGUAAAAGUGUGAUGUUUUGCACAUACAGUAUCAAUACAAUUUCAAGACAGAAACAAAUGUUUCCUUACAAAGAAAUUGAGUUUAGGUAAUUCAUAAACAAUGUCAUAUUAAAAGUAACCUGUCCUGCUAAACCAGAUAAAGAACUGUGUGUUACAAUGUC
This is a messenger RNA of Oncorhynchus keta (chum salmon), 5971 nucleotides long. RefSeq names its product transforming growth factor beta activator LRRC33-like. The transcript is spliced from 4 exons. Lineage: Eukaryota; Metazoa; Chordata; Actinopteri; Salmoniformes; Salmonidae. The record is from RefSeq and is a predicted model, not a curated record. Gene Ontology annotation, molecular function: protein binding. The coding region runs from base 1446 to 3719 and encodes 757 amino acids.